AUGAGCAUACAACUCCAGGACGGCCUAUCAGGGCAACCGGUAGAUAAAGUGCUCGAAGACCUAUUAGUGAGGUUUCUUGUCAAUGCACCUGAUGAAGAUUUAUCAUCUAUCGAGCGUAUCUUCUUCCAAGUGGAGGAGGCACAAUGGUUUUACUUGGAUUUCAUCAGACAACUCAACCCACUCUUGCCAGUCAUGAAGAUGAAGUCAUUUGCACCUGCACUUUUGUCCAAAUGCCCUCUCCUUUGGCGUUGGGGUGACCCUAGAGACGCAAUCUCGCGGUUUGGCAAGUAUAAAUCCACUAUCCCCGUCAGAGGAAUUGCAUUAAUGAACAAAGAUUUGACUAAAAUGAUUUUGGUCCAAGGAAUGGAUUCUGGAACUUGGUCUUUCCCUCGAGGUAAGAUCUCGAAGGACGAAACUGACUUGGAAUGCGCUAUUAGAGAAGUGAAAGAAGAGACAGGGUUUGACGCCAAGGGCUAUGUCAGUGAAAAGGACUUCGUCGAAAGAACAAUUUUUGGAAAGAACAUGAAGAUCUUCUUGGCUCGUGGAGUUCCUGAAGAGACUGAUUUUGCUCCAUUGUCUAGACACGAAAUCUCUCUGAUCAAAUGGUUUGAUCUUAAGUCGUUACAAAAGAAAGUGAAGUCAAAUCCGCAAAAGUUCUUUGCUGUUGACCCAAUUCUCAAGGCAUUGUUGGCAUGGGUUAACAAGAACAAGGGUUUGGUGAAUGAAGAAGAAUUAAUAAGAGAAGCGGAGGCUAAGUUGAAGGCAUUGAUGGGUAUUGGCGCCUCGAAUGAGAAUGACGACGCAGGUAGAGAAUUGCUCAAUAUUUUACAAGGAGCACCUCAUGCUGGUGUUCAAGACCAACAAGCUCCUCCUCAAACUUUCUCAAUUCCCCCACAAGCUCAGAUGCAAAACUUCAAUCCACAGCUACCUUCCAACUUUCAACAUCCUGGCUUCCUUCCUCCGUCCCAACCUCUUCCCCAAGCAUAUUAUCCAAUGCUUCCACCAGCACAUCUCCUUCCACCACCCCAACAACCAUUUGCACCUACGAAUACUCACAUGAGACCCCAGCAAGAUGUCAGUGUUCCUCAAGAUGUCAGUGUUCCUCAAGCUGUGCAGCCUCCUAUUCAGACUCCUCCAGUCCAGCAAACGCCUCAAGAGAAACUCAAUAAGGAGAAAGAAGUUUUGAAUGCGCCCCAUGAACUUCCUAAGGAAGCUCAGCAUCUUCUGCAAUAUCAGACGCAGCCUUUAGAGCCUUCAGCCCAAAGUCUUUCUCUACCAAAAAGAAUUUCAACCUCAAAGAACUCGAAAGAGUUUUUGUCAUUGCUUCAGAAGGCUCCAAAAAGUUCAACCCACGAUCAUUCUUCUGAAGCUUCCGCGGAAGCAAAGCAACGUAAUAGAUCAAGAGCGGAUGAGUUACUUCUGUUGUUCAAGAAGAAAGAUACUGGUUCUGAAACUUCGUUACAUCUGGCCAAGUCUAUUGAUAAGGUUGGCCUUCCAGCCACUCCUGAUGCGUCUAUCGUUCAUCAAGAAGAUGCCGAAGAAAGCAGUGCAGAUUCAGUGAGUCGAUCAAACACCCCAAAGAAGAUCACGCUAUUAAAGAGAGAAAAAGACAAAGAUGCAUCAGCUACUUUGCUUGGACUUUUAGGAAAGCGUCCACCAAAGGAUGAAAGCACUGAAGUGCCGGUCGCAGAAGAUGCUGGAAGAGAGGAACUGACGGAAGCUGAAUCUUCGAACCCAUCUGCGUCCUUGUUGGACAUACUCAAUGGCGGCAAGCUGCCAGACUCUGGUGACAAGAACCAGGUAUCAUCCCCACAACCAGUAUCACUGACUGCAUCUGCCGAUCUUCUUGGAAUUUUGAAGAAGGGAAACACCACAAACAAAAGUCAGCAAGAACAAUCGCCACAGCCAUCUGAGAGACCAAUCAGAAUUGCAAAAAAGAGUGCUGGAACACCCAUUGAUCUCAAGGAUAUUUUGACAAGAAAUGCUGCUGGUCCCGAAAGCUCCCAAGAGCAAACACCUGCUUUCAACCCUCCUUCCAAACUGAAAACGACAAAUUCCGCUGGUAAUGAUAUACUCGACCUUCUUAACAGAAAGUCUGCUACUCCAGAUGCGGUCAGAAUUACCCCACAGCCAGAGCAGGCGCCAGCCGACAACUUUGAAGAUUUUGAAGAUUUUGAGGACUUUGACAAUCUUGAAGAAAAUGGUGGUGUGGCGGAAUCCCAAAUUAGACCAUAUGUCGACAGUACUGAUGAUGAUGAUUUCGAAGACGCCCAAGCUGCCCAUCCAGCUCCUCAACAACCGGCACAAACCGACUUACAGGAGCACACGACGCUGUCACCCGCUUUCCAUAGAUCUGAUAAUUUUCAGGACAUCUACGGAGCAAGUAACGAGACUAUUACUUUACCAAGUCAUACUGCUCCUAGACAGAAUCCAACGGACCAUGGCGCUAACCUACUUGCAUUAUUAGGAAAGAAAGCACCAGCUAAACCAGCAUCUUCGGCAGCUCCUCAACCAUCCGAGCCGCUGUCCUCUUCUGGCCGAAACGAGUUAUUAAACCUCCUCAGACGCGGACCACCUAGUUAG
Messenger RNA from Candidozyma haemuli, 2583 nucleotides. It is a transcript of the gene DCP2, whose product is annotated as decapping enzyme complex catalytic subunit. The transcript has a single exon. Gene Ontology annotation, molecular function: manganese ion binding; 5'-(N(7)-methylguanosine 5'-triphospho)-[mRNA] hydrolase activity; RNA binding. NCBI's taxonomy places the organism in Eukaryota, Fungi, Ascomycota, Pichiomycetes, Serinales, Metschnikowiaceae. Gene Ontology annotation, biological process: nuclear-transcribed mRNA catabolic process, nonsense-mediated decay; deadenylation-dependent decapping of nuclear-transcribed mRNA. The record is from RefSeq and is a predicted model, not a curated record. Gene Ontology annotation, cellular component: cytoplasm; P-body. Bases 1 to 2583 code for a protein of 860 amino acids.